This is a messenger RNA of Liolophura sinensis, 722 nucleotides long. RefSeq lists its product as uncharacterized. NCBI's taxonomy places the organism in Eukaryota, Metazoa, Mollusca, Polyplacophora, Chitonida, Chitonidae. The transcript has 6 exons. Bases 5 to 535 code for a protein of 176 amino acids. The record is from RefSeq and is a predicted model, not a curated record.
CAACAUGUUUAUUUGUGUAUCUGAUGUCAUUUCACAGGUUGAUGUGAUCGACCAGUAUGUGGAAGGCUUGUUGACAGACAGAGGUUCAAAGUGGUCCGAGAGCUCUGAGCUGGAGAUUUUCUUGACAAAUCCGAGAAGGGAAUUUCUAAAGGGCUUUGGUUUCGGUUAUGUCUUGGACUUGGCUUAUACAUAUCUCGAAGCCUAUGUGGAAAAAAAGUUCUUCAAAUUGAAGCUUAGGGACAAACGGCGCCCCGCCACAUCUGGAUUUGUACACAAGCUAGUCCAGCUACCAGGAACCGAGCGAAUUCAGAAGAUUUUAAAUGUGGAUGGGUACGAAGGGACAGUCAGGAAUAGGAGAUGUAAGGAAGCUUUGGUUCGGGAUGUAGUCGCACUGCUUGUAUCCAACAAACUGCACAUAUCUUUACCAGAAGCAAGACGAAGAUGCUGUCAAACUGAACAUUCAUCGUUACACACGGCACUUAAAAAAAGUGAACAAUUAAGAGCACACCGCUUAAUCAGCAGUACCGAGUCGUAAAUGGCAUGCUGUGUGUGUAAAUAAUAGAUGACUGAUGAGUUGACAAUGUGUAUUUUAUAUCAUUGUUAUCAUUGUAUCAUGGCUAUAUGCCUUGUACAUAUAGCCUACACCUAUAAUGUAUUUUCCAUUCCACCUCCAUACCAUUCAUUGCUUCACUUACACAUGUAUAGAAUCUUAGAAUGUACAA